AUGCACCUGCCUGCAGAAAUAAUCAGCAAGAUCGUGGAGGAGUUGAUCAAUGUUCCCGAGACGGAGUUUCACCCAUUCGAUGACGACUGGUUCACCAGCCGCCGUGUUCUAUGGGAGGAUGUGAUUUGCACCAAUCACUAUGAUCACCAUCGAAUCAAUAUAGGCCAGGAAGCCCUCGCGCUUCGCCUGAUCUCACGAGAAUGGAACCAAUGGGUGACAGCUAUGAUGCAAGAACAUUUCACAUGGAAGGUUGACAUUGGCUCCGCCGACUCUCUUAGGAAGGCUUUGAUUUGUCUUCCGGAGCCGAAUGAAGGUUGUGCUCAGGGCAAUGGGUUAUUACCGACUCGCGAGAUUGUGAGACGGCUGGUGGUAAACCCGGGGAAGGAGACUCGUGAUAUAUCUGUCGGUGAUCAACCCAAGAAGUGGAAUAUCAAAGACCUUCUGCUUCAACUUUUCCGUCGCCUGGGACAUGUGGAAGAUUUUGCCCUGCAUUUUCCACGAGGAAACUCAAAUGAUCCAGAUGUAGCCAACUCCAUCGUCGAAGCGGUAGCCCACUGCUUCCAGCAGACCAACUCGUCGAGCCGUAUAACAAGUCUUCAGCUCAAGGUUCCCAGUACCUAUCAUGCCGCACAGGCCUUCCAAGCCAUUCUGCCUGAUAAGCCGGCGAAAAUCCGGAACCUUCUGGUUGAAAUCCUCGAUUCCUCUGGGAAGUCGGGAAGCAGAGACUAUCUUGAGAAAUCAUACAUGGAGGACGAAGACAUCGAUGGAACCGCGGAAGAAUCAGGGGAUGACGAACCAGCGCUAGACUACAAUUCGAGCUUUGACAGAUCUCCUCUUCAGCGAAUAUACCCCAACAGACGACACCAACAGGAAUUAUGGGAGUGCAUCACUGAAUGCAAACACCUGCAAGCGCUGAGUAUUCAGGGUACUCAUUACCUUAAUUUGCGCCGGCUUCACUGGCCAGCAGCUCCUAACUUUACAGACCUUCGUGUGCUUCAUCUCGGCCGGCUCUAUAGCGGUGUCACGCCUAUCCAGAAACUUAUCAAACGGGAAGGGAGACCAGCUUCAUUACAGAAGCUUAUAAUAGACGACGUCAAAAUGCCAUUGGAUGAAGGAAUAUGGGGCGCAGUUCUCCAAUUUCUUUUGGAUGAAUGUCCGAAUCUUGAAUUACUCUUUGUGUAUAAUCUGAGCUAUUUUCAGGAUGUCGGCCGAUGGGCCGGGCUCAGCUCACCAGAAGAUGGCACCGUCAUUGAUUCUAGUGAACGUGAUGACGAGGAACCAUUGAAAGAACUAAUUCAUAUGUUCGCGGACAAAUUUGGCAGUUCUGAUACCUGGCCGUAUUGGCUGAGGGAGAUGUGUCAAGAUUUGGACAUCAUGGAGGAUUACCAGAAGAAGUGA
Molecule: messenger RNA, 1398 nt
Organism: Clonostachys byssicola
Lineage: Eukaryota; Fungi; Ascomycota; Sordariomycetes; Hypocreales; Bionectriaceae
Source: the annotation of a GenBank genome assembly